Molecule: messenger RNA, 1770 nt
Organism: Alligator sinensis (Chinese alligator)
Lineage: Eukaryota; Metazoa; Chordata; Crocodylia; Alligatoridae
Gene: CPNE7
Product: copine 7
Exons: 12
Coding region: 163-1755 (530 amino acids)
Biological process (GO): cellular response to calcium ion
Cellular component (GO): plasma membrane
Molecular function (GO): calcium-dependent phospholipid binding
Source: RefSeq, a predicted model, not a curated record
GCUGGUGACAGCACCCACCGCAUGAUGCGUGCUCCCCGGAGGCGCCGCUGACCGCCAGCUGCCUGCAGCCCGGACACACCGCUGCCCGCUUCGUCUCGGCCACCGCCAGCCCCGCUCCCUGCCGCCCGCCCGCCUGCACGAAGCCCUCGGCCUCGCACCAGCAUGACGGAGAUCCAGGACCUGGCCUCGCAGGCCUCGCUGGGCGUGGUGUCGGCCACCUGCGUCUCCAAGGUGGAGCUGCGGGUCAGCUGCAAGCACCUGCUGGACCGCGACACCCUCAACAAGUCCGACCCCUGCGUCGUGCUGCUCAUGCAGUCCCAGGGCCAGUGGAUGGAGGUGGACCGCAGCGAGGUGAUGAAGAGCAACCUCAACCCCGUCUUCUCCAAGAUCUUCAUGGUGGACUACUACUUCGAGGAGGUGCAGAAGCUGCGCUUCGAGGUCUACGACAGCCACGGCCACGCCAGCAUCGGCACCCACGAUGACGACUUCCUGGGGGGCAUGGAGUGCACUGUGGGCCAGAUCGUGGCUCAGAAGCGCGUGACCAAGCCGCUGUUCCUCAAGUACGGGAAGUACGCCGGCAAGUCCACCAUCACGGUGCUCUCCGAGGAGAUUUCUGGCAACAACGGCUACGUGGAGCUCGCUUUCCGGGCCAAGAAGCUGGACGACAAGGACCUAUUCAGCAAGUCGGACCCUUUCCUGGAGAUCUACCGGAUCAACGACGACCGCAGCGAGCAGCUGGUGUACCGCACGGAGGUGGUGAAGAACAACCUGAGCCCCGUGUGGGAGCCCUUCAAGGUCUCGCUGAACUCGCUGUGCAGCUGCGAGGACAAGAGGAGGCUGCGGUGCGUGGUCUGGGACUACGACACCCGGGGCAAGCACGACUUCAUCGGCGAGUUCUUCACCACCUUCGAGGAGAUGCAGAAAGCCACGGGGGGGAACAAGGUGCAGUGGGACUGCAUGAACCCCAAGUACAAAAUCAAGAAGCGCAACUACAAGAACUCGGGCAUCGUCAUCUUGCUGGAUCUGAAGAUCCACAGGGUCUACUCCUUCCUGGACUACAUCAUGGGAGGCUGCCAGAUCCACUUCACAGUGGCCAUCGACUUCACGGCCUCCAACGGGGACCCCCGCAACAGCUGCUCCCUGCACUACAUCAACCCCUACCAGCCCAACGAGUACCUGAAGGCCCUGGUCGCCGUGGGCGAGAUCUGCCAGGACUACGACAGGGCGGGGGUCACAGACCGAGUGUGGGCACGGGGAAGGGCAGAGCGCCGGCCCCAGGUGCUGGGGGGGCAGAAGGGGUCUGUCCUGAGCGCUGGGGGUGGCAGGGGUCCUGUCCCCCUCCCCUCACCGCGUCCGUGUCCCCGUCCCCCCGCCCGGCAGCAAUACUUCAUCCUGCUGAUCCUGACGGACGGCGUGGUGACGGACAUGGCGGACACGCGGGAGGCCAUCGUGCGCGCCUCCUACCUGCCCAUGUCCAUCAUCAUCGUGGGGGUGGGCAACGCCGACUUCACCGACAUGCAGAUCCUGGACGGGGACGACGGCAUCCUGCGCUCCCCCAAGGGCGAGCCCGUCCUGCGCGACAUCGUCCAGUUCGUGCCCUUCCGCGAGUUCAAGAACGCUUCGCCCACGGCGCUGGCCAAGUGCGUGCUGGCCGAGGUGCCCAAGCAGGUGGUGGAGUACUACAGCUACAAGGCCUUCCCACCCCGCUGCCCCAAGGCCGAGACGCCCGACUCCACGCUCAGCUCCCCGCAGUGACCCCCAGACCCGCGC